AAUCUCCCAGUCCUGAUGCGACAGAAUCCUGCAGAAACACUUCGUCGGGUAUUACCAAAAAUCAGGGAGGUGCUGCACGUUGCAGGAGUGGAAAUGCAGUUAACAGCUGCUGUUUCAUUUCUGACUGUUCUGCAAGAGGAGUCGGUGUCCAUUCAUACAUACUCUCAUUCCUUCCUACACAUCAUUCUCCAGAAUGUGGAACACAGAGAUGCAGGUGUCAGCAAUGCAUGGCUGGAAACUCUUCUUGCUGUAAUAGAAGCUUUACCAAAAGAGAUGAUCAGACAUGAGAUUCUGAAUCCACUUGUUUCCAAAGCACAGCUUUCUCAAACACUUCAGUCUCGUUUGGUUAGCUGUAAAAUCAUGGGAAAAUUAGCUAACAAAUUUGAAGCUCAUAUUAUUAAAAGAGACAUUCUUCCAUUGGUAAAAUCACUGUGCCAGGAUGUGGAAUAUGAAGUUAGAACUUGCAUGUGUCGGCAACUGGAACACAUAGCUCAAGGAAUAGGGACAGAACUAACAAAAACUCUGGUACUUCCUGAGUUAGUAGAACUGGCAAGAGAUGAGGGCAGCAGUGUACGCCUUGCAGCUUUUGAGACCUUAGUGAAUCUGCUUGAUAUGUUUGAUGCAGAUGAUAGGAGUCAAACUGUGCUCCCCUUAGUGAAAUCAUUCUGUGAAAAAUCGUUCAAAACAGAUGAAUCUAUCCUAGUUUCCUUAUCUUUCCAUUUAGGAAAACUGUGUAAUGGAUUAUAUGGCAUUUUUACUCCUGAACAGCACUUACGGUUUUUGGAAUUUUAUAAGAAGCUUUCCACACUGGGUUUACAGCAGGAAAAUGGACACGGUGAUAAUCAGCUACAACUUCAAACUCUGGAACAGGAAAAGAAAUAUAUUUCAGUAAGGAAAAACUGUGCUUACAAUUUUCCAGCCAUGAUUGUUUUUGUGGAUCCAAAGAACUUCCAUUUAGAACUAUAUUCUAUAUUUUUCUGCCUUUGUCAUGACCCUGAAGUUCCUGUCAGAUAUACCAUGGCCAUAAGCUUCUACGAAGUUGCCAAGCUUUUAAAUUCUGGUGUAUAUACAAUACAUAAAGAGUUGGUUACACUAUUACAGGAUGAGUCAUUGGAGGUGUUAGAUGCCUUGGUAGGCCACCUUCCAGAAAUCCUUGAACUAAUGACUAGUGGAGGGGAAAUCAGUGGAUCAGAAAGCAAGAUAUUGUCUAUUCCUGACUUGAUUCCCGCUCUAACAACUGCAGAACAGAGAGCAGCAACUUCUUUAAAAUGGAGAACUCAUGAGAAGUUACUACAAAAAUAUGCAUGUCUCCCUCAUAUUAUAUCAAGUGAUCAGAUUUAUUACCGUUUUCUUCACAGAAUGUUGACAAUCAUUAUGACAAAUAAUGUGCUGCCAGUCCAAAAAGCAGCUGCUCGAACUCUCUGCGUUUAUUUGCGUUACAAUCGUAAACAAGAACAGAGGCAUGAGGUUAUUCAGAAACUGAUUGAACAACUGGGCCAAGGAAAAAGUUAUUGGAACAGACUUCGGUUUUUAGAUACUUGUGAAUUCAUUAUGGAACUGUUUUCAAAAUCAUUCUUCUGUAAAUACUUUUUCCUACCUGUGCUUGAACUUACACACGAUCCAGUGGCAAAUGUGAGAAUGAAGCUAUGCUAUUUGUUGCCAAAAGUUAAAUCUACACUGAAGAUUCCCACUGAUAAACAUUUACUUCAGCAGUUGGAAUUAUGUAUAAGGAAACUUUUGUGCCAAGAGAAAGACAAAGAUGUCCUGACUAUUGUAAAAAGAACAGUGUUAGAAUUGGACAGAGUGGAGAUCUCUGUAGAUGCUUUUCAGAAAAGAUUUUACGAAAAUGAUUUAUUGGAUCAAGAAAAAGAGAGACAAGAACAUCUCCUUUUGGAAAUGGAACAAUUAGAAAAAGAGAAGCAGCAUAAUGAAGGAAGGUCUACAAAUAUUAAUGAUAAAAUGUUUGAAAAGAAGCGUAGAGACAGUAAAACAUCAUCAGUGUUGGCAAAAAGUAUCACACUCUCUGUUCCUGGAAGCUCUUCUGGUAUAACAACAGGCAAAGAAGACAAAAAAUCCAAGUUGGUUCGAAGCCAGUCUUUCAAUACCCAAGCUCUACAUCCAAAAUAUAGCAACAUAGACAAAUGUCCUAAUAAAAGCUCUGCUACAGGACAUAUGUCUUCUGCAUCAGGAAUGGGAAAAAGUUGUAUGUUAUCCUUUAGUGAUGAUUCAUUCCGGACUCAUUCUACUAGUAAUAGUGGGAAUGCUGCCUUUUCUUCCAGUUCUUCUCGCAACUUAUUUAAUCCAUCUGACCAAAAGAGCAAUGGAAAUAAGGAGAGUCAGUCCCGAAAGAUGAGCAUAAAAAACAGAAAAUCAAACUCUUAG
Molecule: messenger RNA, 2382 nt
Organism: Colius striatus (speckled mousebird)
Lineage: Eukaryota; Metazoa; Chordata; Aves; Coliiformes; Coliidae
Gene: PPP4R4
Product: protein phosphatase 4 regulatory subunit 4
Exons: 23
Coding region: 16-2382 (788 amino acids)
Cellular component (GO): cytosol; protein serine/threonine phosphatase complex
Molecular function (GO): protein phosphatase regulator activity
Source: RefSeq, a predicted model, not a curated record